GGGCCUAAACCACUUCCGUACAAGUACAACCCUCAUCUAGCAGGAUCAAAAGCAUCGACCUGUCAACCCAGACAUUUAGGUUUGGGUUAUGUUCAAGACAAAUGUACUUUGCAUGUUAAAAGGGUAAUUAGCAGUAAUUAAAUGACACUGCAGGAGGGUAUUAUCGUCUUUACAUUCCAAUAUAAUAUUUACUGGCUCUCUGCCCAAUGACUCUCAGUGUGUCCCCACUGUACUUCUCAGACUCCAAUUCCUCCACCAUAACCAAAGUACACAAAAAAAACCUCCAUAUCUAGCUAAGAAAAGUAGGAAACUGAGUGAGCUUCACAGGCAACGAACUGAUUUUUUUUUUAUAAAAGACCCACAAAUUUUUAGGUCUAGUUUUGGGAAGAAAUACAAAGACAGGAUCUUUCAACGAUGUUUGACAGAAUGAAGAAGAAAGACCCGCCAUUGAUGAAAGCUUCAGAGGUCAGAGGAACAGUACAUUUUUAAUAAGGAGGAUCUGAAAGAAACAGCGAAAGAACCCAAAGUUUUUUGUUCUUUUGAAAAGCACUGAACUUUCUCCACUUUCAAUUUGAAGAUCAAAAACAGAGCAACAACAGAGACUUGAUCGAUCUGCUAAGAAGAAAAAGAAGAAGAAGAACAAUGGGUUGUUGCUACUCACGAAUAGACAGACAAGAAAUGGUUUCACGGUGCAAGGCAAGGAAGAGGUACAUGAAGCAGCUAGUGAGAGCAAGACAAGCAUUUUCUGCUUCACAUUCCAUGUAUCUCCGCUCUCUACGAGGCACUGGUUCCGCUCUCCUUCAAUUCGCCACCACCGAAACCACUCUCCACCACCACCUGCCGCGCGUCGUCCCACAGACCUCUCAUCCACACCCACAUACACGCCCACCGCCUCCUCCUCCUUUAAGUCCGAGUUCCGACACGUGGACAUCCAUAACUGCGUCCCCUGCUUUACCCCCUCCGCCGCCGCCUCCACCGCCGCAAUCUUCUGUGUGGGACUUCUGGGACCCAUUUAUGCCACCAACGGCUACGUCGUCGUUAAGGUCCGGGACGGAAGAGGAGCGGGAGGAGGCCGGCACCACAGUCUCUGAUUUAGUUCCCAGUGCAGCAAUGAACGCACCGAGCAUGGAAGCUCCGCAGUCGGUGACGAGUGGGUUCUCGAAGGAUACAACUAGCGGAAGCACUGAACUAGCUGUGGUGGUUUGUAGGAAUACUAAAGACUUGGUGGAGAUUGUUAAAGAGCUUGAUGAGUACUUCCUCAAAACGGCAGAUGCUGGUGCCGUUUUGUCUUCCCUUCUCGAGGUUCCAAGUCCUGGGUUUUCUGCUCAAAGCAACGGGGGUAAGGUUUUCAACUAUGGAUGCAAUUUGAGUCCAUCACUGUGGACAUGGAGUUCCUGUCAAAAGCUAGAUGGGAUUGGGAAUUUGGAAGAAAUGGUAGGUGGUCUUGGCCACUGUUCCACUGUGGAGAGACUUUAUGCUUGGGAGAAGAAGCUCUACCAAGAAGUCAAGAAUGCUGAGACUAUAAAGAUAGAGCAUGAGAAGAUGGUAGCACAGCUAAGGAAGCUGGAGGUGAGGAGGGGAGACUACAUGAAAACUGAGAAGACGAGGAAUGUGGUGGAGAAGCUACAGUCUCAAAUGCAGGUUGCUUCACAAGCCAUAGAGACCACCUCUGCCGAAAUCAUCAAACUAAGAGAAACAGAGCUCUACCUGCAACUUAUUGAGCUUGUUAAAGUAUUGAUGUAUAUGUGGAGAAGCAUGUACGAGUCGCACCAGGUCCAAACCCACAUAGUUCAGCAGCUCAAGUACCUCAACACCAUUCCAUCCACGGAGCCAACUUCUGAAAUACACAGGCAAUCAACUCUCCAGCUGGAGCUUGAAGUCCAGCAAUGGUACCAGUCCUUCUGCAACCUGGUAAAGGCUCAUAGGGACUACAUUGAGUCCCUCACAGGUUGGCUUCGGCUGAGCCUUUUCCAGUUCAGCAAAACCCAACUUUCCAGAAGCAAUCAGGAAUCACAAAUUUAUUCUCUUUGUGAGGAAUGGCACCUUUCUGUUGACCGGAUCCCGGACAAAGUGGCAUCCGAAGGAAUCAAGAGUUUCUUAACAGUAAUACAUGCCAUUGUACUUCAGCAAGUAGAGGAGCAUAAGCAAAAGAAGAAGUCGGACAUUGCUUUCAAGGAUUUUGAGAAAAGAGCUGCUGAGCUGAGAUCACUAGAGAACAAGUAUGGCUCGUAUUUGAUGCCUGAAUCGUCCAAAAACCCAGUGACAGAGAAGCGAGCCAAGGCAGAGUUCUUGAGGGCAAAGGCAGAGGAAGAGAAGACUAAGCACGAAAAGGCAGUGAGUAUAACAAGGGCGAUGACAAUCAAUAACCUGCAGAUGGGUUUUCCUCAUGUAUUUCAGGCAAUGGUGGGAUUUUCGAGUGUAUGUAUGCAAGCAUUCGAGGCUGUAUACAACCAGGCCAAAACUACUGGUGUGGAGCAUGAUGUGAAGAGGCUACUACAUUAAGAACCUAAAGAGGAUAAAGCAGCUUCUGCAAUCCACUACUGGUGUGGAGCAUGAUGUGUAUAGUUGAGCGUUCUAAUUAUUGGAGUGAACCCAUGAAUCUCUAGCUGAACUAAUCCUCCUGCAUCUUCCCACAACACAGAUUUUGCAGAAUGCGGGUGUGAUCGAGUCUAUGGCACAUUGGUUGAAGGAGAACUGAUAGCAAUAGUUUUAUGGUUUAACCACUCACUUUAUGGGGCAUGACGCAGCGGAACAACCAAUGUGCAGUUCAGGAGUUUUGCCGUAGGUUUUCGAGUGUGUCGGAGUGUGUAUGCAAGUUUUGAUUUUGACUUGCUAUUAAUUGAGGACGUUGGGGUUGAUUUGCAACUGUGUGGGGCUGUUUUGGUUGUUUGUCAAAACUAGUCAUUAUAUAAAUAGUAGUGAUAAGUUCAAUUUUACGAAAAUAAACUACAAAAAGAUGUUUAAUCCAU
Tripterygium wilfordii is the source of this 2969-nucleotide messenger RNA. Its product is annotated as protein ALTERED PHOSPHATE STARVATION RESPONSE 1-like. NCBI's taxonomy places the organism in Eukaryota, Viridiplantae, Streptophyta, Magnoliopsida, Celastrales, Celastraceae. The coding region runs from base 643 to 2502 and encodes 619 amino acids. The transcript has 4 exons. The record is from RefSeq and is a predicted model, not a curated record.